Messenger RNA from Electrophorus electricus (electric eel), 2984 nucleotides. RefSeq names its product prospero homeobox 3 (gene prox3). Gene Ontology annotation, cellular component: nucleus. Gene Ontology annotation, biological process: regulation of transcription by RNA polymerase II. Gene Ontology annotation, molecular function: DNA-binding transcription factor activity, RNA polymerase II-specific; RNA polymerase II cis-regulatory region sequence-specific DNA binding. The record is from RefSeq and is a predicted model, not a curated record. Lineage: Eukaryota; Metazoa; Chordata; Actinopteri; Gymnotiformes; Gymnotidae.
GUGUGGAGGAGGACUGAAGGGAGCACACAAACUGACGGACAUCCCUCCCUCGCACCUCAACGCCCACUGGACAAUUACAACGCGAUAGUGCGCUACGUUGGGAGAUAGACAGCGCUAGACAGGAGGAAUCGCAAUAACAGGAAACUCGGUAGCACUUUGCGUGUUGUGCUUUCGAUGACCACUGGGCACAGGUCGACCAUACGCUUCUUUAGGAACUGAAAAUCAUCAAGAAAUCACAGUUCAAAGUGAUCGUUCGGACACGUUUGCAGCCAGACUGUGGUAAUCCCAGGCUGAGGAGAAGAGGGGUGAUGGAUUCCUCUUCAGAAUCUUUCCAGCAGCAGCCAUCACAGGUGUACCCCUUUGACCUGUACCGCAGCCCACGAGAGUCCACCUCCACUGGCAUCCACCAACCAGGAGGCAGCCCAGCAUCUUACUCCAUCCUUUCUCCUCUUCUGCAUCCCAACAGUGCCUCCCAGAGGUGGAGUGGAUAUAGGCAGCGGCAGUGCUUCUUCUCCGAGCUGCCUGUUUGUGCAGAGGUUGGAGGGGAGGACGCAGAGGUGUCGGGGAGGAGGGAGGCAGCAGGAGGAGCCCGAGUCCCGCAGUACCGACUCGCAGAGAGGGGAAGAGGCGUGGCCUCUGAGCCUGGUGACUGGAGCCAGGACCUCAUGCGGGUGAAGAGGCUUAGAGUGGACAGCAUGGGGAGGAGGGAGGGAGAAAUGGGGAGAGACGGCCACAGAGGGAGGGGGAGCAUAGCGCCGAUGACCAGGGAGGAGCGGAGUGGAGAUGAACGGGGGAGGAGGAAGGAGAGCAGGGAGGAGAGGCAGCGGCGACGGCGUGAGUUGAAACUUCAGUUUGAGGAAACCAGAGGACGGCUGCUGGAGCUUCAGCGCAAGGUAUGGAGAGCAUAUGGAGAACAGCAGACAGAGGAAGAGAAGAGAGGAGGAGAAGGAGAGGAUGACGGGGCAAUAGAUGAAGUGGCGGAGAUGUUCUCUGAAGGCGAAGGCGAUGGUCAUCUCACUGGGGAGCUCUCUCCUCCCCUGUGCUCUUCUGCAAAAAAACAUGAAUGUGCCCUGAACGGGAGUUCUGAAGUGUUUUCUGAAGCCCCGGUGGACCUGGAUGUAGAGCUGAAUGAAGGAGGCAUGUGGCUGGGCUGCAGCCUGGUGCAGGGAGAGUGGGAGAGUGCGGGAGGUGGUGAGAAGUUUGCUCAGGCCCUCAAGAAGGAGCUGGCCAACGUGAUGGCUCGGGUCAUUGACAGGGUUGUUCGCCUCUAUGCUGCGGACCCUGCCCCAGCCCAAGCUGCAGCUCUAGCACAGGAGCCUCCCACCAGCAGGUCACGGGAUCCAAACCCAGCCAAGAAGCCAAAGCCUGGAACAGCACCGCAUGUUGUGGAACAAGCUGAGGCAUUGCCACUGGUCAUAAAGAGACCUCAGGACAAGAGGAACCCCCUACCCGAAGACAGACCCAAGAGCACCUUGAUCCCUCAGUCCAACCCCAGCUUACCACUCCUCCCCCUCUUACCCCAGCCCCCUCUACCCACACUCAUUCCCCCGAGGAACAAGGAUCCCUUCCUACCCUCCUGUGCUCCAAACCCUCCUGCCCUCCCUCUGCCACUUCUGCACUACACCAUGCAGCAACUCUUCGCUCGAUCUCUCUCCACUAUGCCUCUCCACAAAGAUGGCCUCUCCAAUGAACCCUUCAUGGAAUUUCGCUCUCACAAUCUGUCGUUCCCUCCCCUACCUCUGCUGGGCCAGUUAAAUCCCCCUCUGGCUGACAGAGGUAGGGAUGAGGGGAUGAGAGCAGGAGGAGUUGGAGGACUAGAUGGAGGAGAGGCAGCUCUCUUUCUUGGCUCUGGGGCAUCUCAGGAGGGUCUCUCCCCAUGUCAUUUAAAGAAAGCCAAGCUAAUGUUUUUCUACACACGCUACCCCAGCUCCAACACAUUAAAGACUUACUUCCCUGAUGUCAAGUUCAACCGCUGUGUCACCUCUCAGCUCAUUAAGUGGUUUAGUAACUUCCGAGAGUUCUUCUACAUUCAGAUGGAGCGGUUUGCACGACAGGCUGCUCGUGAAGGCCUGGCUGCCACCCGAGAGAGGGCGCUGCACCUGAGCCGCAACUCCGAGCUCUUCCGCAUUCUUAACAUGCAUUACAACAAGAGCAAUGACUACCAGGUUCCUGAAAGGUUUGUGGAGGUGUCUGAGCUGGCUCUAAGGGAGUUCUUUGCAGCCAUCCAAAGUGGGCGAGAUGCCGACCCCUGCUGGAAAAAGUCCAUCUAUAAGAUCAUCUGCAAACUUGACAGCCCUGUUCCUGACAGCUUCCGCCUUCCAGGCUGCCCCAUGGACCCACACCGCAUGGUUUGAGUGCCAGCAGGGGCAGCCACACGCACACACAUCUCAUAGCCUAAGGCUUAACACACACACACACACACACAAAACAAGAAGGUCAGUAUUGGAAUGCACACCCACACAUAUUGCCUGCAGCUCAGCAGGGGCACACAUAAACUGACAAAUGCCAACACACGCACACAUCUGCUAAAAUAUUUUACAUUCAGUGACUGGAGCCACAGAAAAUUAAAAUUAUUUGGGGAGUGAACAGUAUUUACAUGUAUAUACAUUUUGAAGGCAUUUGUUUGAUGCCUUCCAAAUUUAAGAGAAUGAAAUGCGUGGCAAAAACUAAGCAGUGAAUGGCCUUGAAUUAUAACUAGGUCACUCAAUAGAUGUUAAAAUGUUAAUGAUUUGUUUCACAGAUAUGAACAUUAUUUGGAGAUAUUUAAAAAGGUUUUCUAUUUACUUGCUGAAACCUUAUUUACGUGUAUUUAUCAAGGAAAUUAGUCGGUUAAAAACGUUGGGCCUAUAUGUGGUCUUUCAUUGUAAUUUUAUAUUGUUAUUUGUCAUGCUAGUUGAAUAUGUGUUGAAUUCCAAAGGCAUUAAGUCAAAAAUGUGAAUUUUUAUGUGAUCGUACUACCCAUAAUUAAAUGAAUGUUCAAGCAA